This is a messenger RNA of Tripterygium wilfordii, 1120 nucleotides long. Its product is annotated as leucine-rich repeat protein 1-like. Bases 185 to 835 code for a protein of 216 amino acids. The transcript is spliced from 6 exons. Gene Ontology annotation, molecular function: protein binding. NCBI's taxonomy places the organism in Eukaryota, Viridiplantae, Streptophyta, Magnoliopsida, Celastrales, Celastraceae. The record is from RefSeq and is a predicted model, not a curated record.
CCACAAAGAAGCCUCAUGUUUCACUCACUCUGUAAUUCCCAAAGUCGAUACUCUGCCCUUUUAGAAGAAUCUUGUUGACUCUCUUUUUUCAUCCUUUCUAUCAGAGUAAUACCAAACCCUAGAAACCAAGAUCUCUCCCCUUUAUAUGUGCUGUACUCACAAGCGAGCUUAGUUGGCAUCAUUCAUGGCGGCAUCGACUUCGCUAUGGACCAUCUCUGUAACCCUCGCUCUAACCCUAAUUCCUCUGGCGGUGUACGGUAACUCCGAAGGAGACGCUCUCUACACCCUGCGUCGGAGCUUGUCGGAUCCUUAUAAUACACUCCAGAGCUGGGAUCCAACCCUUGUGAACCCCUGCACUUGGUUCCACAUCACUUGCAACCAAGAUAACCGCGUCACCCGAGUGGACUUGGGGAAUUCAAAUCUAUCUGGACAUUUAGUUCCUGAACUUGGGAAGCUAGAACACUUGCAAUAUCUAGAGCUUUACAAAAACAACAUUCAAGGAACUAUUCCCGCUGAGCUUGGUAACUUGAAGAGUCUCAUCAGCUUGGACGUGUAUAACAACAACAUCUCUGGGACUAUUCCUCCUUCGCUGGGGAAAUUGAAGUCUCUUGUGUUUCUACGGCUUAAUGACAAUCGAUUUACUGGUCCCAUCCCCAGAGCACUUGUGGGUAUUUCUAGCCUCAAAGUUGUGGAUGUCUCAAACAAUGACUUGUGUGGAACAAUUCCCACUAGUGGACCAUUUGCGCACAUCCCUUUGAACAACUUUGAGAAUAACCCUCGACUGGAAGGUCCAGAGCUACUGGGACUUGCGAGCUAUGACACUAACUGCUCAUAAUGCUUGAAGACAAGAAGUCGAUGGUCUGAAUUAUCCGUCAAUUAGAUACGUACCAUGUAUGUCGGAGGUUGUAUCACCUCAGUGUAGUGGGAUUGGUAAAAAAGGGUCCCUCAUAUAAAGUAUUUGUAAAUUUUACAGUAUUUAAUCAAUGUAUCAGCAUUUGUAACUGUAAUGUUGUGCACCCUUCAGAGUUUCUCAAGGCAUAAAUCUAUGUCGAAACUUUGUGAAGGAUACCAAAUAUGCAAAUGCUAGAUUUCUAUGUUUAUCUUGCGACUUGUUUUUGCA